CUAUCACUUGACAACAACCAAACGCUGAAAUGUCACGAACCGGAAAAGGAUCCCGCGCUAAACUUCAACCGCAAAAAGAAGACUUGCUUACUGUUUCUCCUCAAAACGGCGUCCAUUUGUUGCCCGAGAAGAAGAAGCGCAAGACGCCAAAAAUCACAGUUUGGCCAGAAUUUAGUGAGACUGAUGUCAAUUCUGAGAAAUGGGAAGUGGGAACGAAAGGAAAAGACAAGACAAAGAUCGCUCAAUUUGACGAUCCUGAUGGCAAUGUGGAGUUGCCUCCUAAAUUGUCAAAAGAGAUAGAGACAUGGAAACGACCAUCAGAAUAUAUAGUAGAUAGAAUUCCUGUUGUGGUUGACACCGAAAAGGGCUGGGGAGAUAUGAUUAAAGAAAAUCUCCAUCUCCUCAACAGUGAGUUUGUGAGAUGGAUGCUUUGUUAUGUGGACUUGUUGUGGCAGCUACAUAAUAAGGCUGGCAUUGCUGGACGCAUGAGUGAAAGCUGGAAGCCGUGGGAUCACAUCUAUCCCAAACCCAAGGGUCAGAUGACACCUACUUACAACCCAUGUGGAAAGUAUUGUGUCAAGAUAUUUUGGCUUGGUUUAUGGAGGAAGGUAACAGUGGAUGAUCAAAUGCCUUUCAACAAGGACAAUCAACUGAUGCUGCCGAUGACACAACCUCAUGAGUUGUGGCUGCCAUUACUGACAAAGGCUGUACUGAAAGUUGUAUCUCUAGAUAGCAACAAAGACAUGCAGUCUUGGCAUGAGUUUGGUGACUGCAACAUCGCUCAGUUGUUGACUGGAUGGGUAGUUGAAGUUAUUCCUAUCAGAUCUGGUCACGCAGAACCAAUGUGGAAUCUUUUUCACAGAGGCAUACCAGUAUGGAGCUUUAAUGACACACCUGAAAUUGAAGAAUCUAAACAAGAAACUUUAGCUGCUUCUACUGCUGUGGGCAAAGGAAAGAGCAAAACAGAGCAGACUCAGGUGAAAGAACAACCUUCCAAGAAAGAGGAGUUUCCGUAUAUUCUCUUUGCAAGUUAUGACGGAUCUUCAUCUCUUCAGAAACAGGUCAAUGGUGAAACACUUUUUUCCAAUGAAUUUGGUCUGCCAACUCAUCUUUCUCAUGUUGUCAUGGUAACUCAAACACGGCGACAACCUUUAGAAGAACCACUCCCACCUGAUCCUGACUCACUCAUACCGAAAUUUGCUCAUCAAGGCUUCAAAAGUAGAAGGCAACGAGAAGAAGAAGCAAAGAUCAUAGCAGACAAGUUCAAAGCUAUGACAUGCAGACUGGUGGAAGUCAUUUCACCAUUGAUGAAUCUUCAAGCUAUUGCUUUGACUGAGAAAGUCGAAGUACCACCAACAGACAUGGAAAAAGCAGAACCAUCAAAGCAAUCUCAAGGAAAAGUCGGAGGCCAAGAGACGUCUCAGGAGGCAGGAGAAACUGAGGAAACAAGAACGACUAAUAUUUGGAUGCAGUAUGAUGAAGAGUUCAUACCAAAUUUCACAACGUUGUAUGUGGUGCAUAAACCAGGUGGUUAUAAGCAGAAGCAAGCUGUCCAAGACAUGAAGAAUGUCAUUCAAACAACAUUUGGCAGCUCAUCUGGUCUGAAGAAAGACAAAAGUGCAUCGAAUUUACGAAAUGCAUCCGCGGCUCCUUUCUUUUCUCAUAGCCACCCAAAUGCUGAACAAGUUGGACCCACUGGCACACUUGGCAGUCUCCUUUGUGUUGAUAGCGUGAAAGCUAUUGAGAUCAUUUUGUCCUUAUCUACUAUAACACAUUGGCCUUAUAAGAGAAAAAGUGUGAAGUCAUUGACAGGUAGCUCAUAUGCAUUGGGAGAAGCUCUAGAAGAGGCAAAGUCAGAUACAGAGGAAGCAGGACACUCGCAACCUACUCUUCUAACAGCCGAAGAAUAUCAGUGGGACACAGUUGUGGCCGGGCAGCCGCUGCUAAAGAUCAAAACAACAGGAACGAAAGCAGCUGCUCUUUGCCUGCCACCUGGACGUCACUUGAUACGACUCAAUGUCUCAGCUUCUGUUUGUUUUCAUCUUGAACUGUGGUCACUGUGUGAGUUCAUUUUUCAAGAGGAGGACGAAGUACUCCACGAAUUGACGAAGGAGAGUAUACGAUAUCGAACACAUGCCAUAAAUGUCUUAUCCACAUUUGUUGUUGUCGCCACGAUGUUUGAAGACAUCAAACAAUAUCGAGAGUCAUUCUACCAGCAAGGUUUGUCUCACAGAGGCAGAGAUAUCACAGUUCAUCACUGCCGGCUCUUGUAUUCCUCAUUAAUGGACACAAUUAUGAUUUGUCUUCCUGAAGAAUUACGUACUAGAGACAUGAUAUUUGCCUGGCAAGCGUUUUCACAGGAAGGUUUUCGUGUGUUUCUUCAAGGACUAGAAAAAGAUGUUCCAAAGAAUGCUAGUGAAGUGGAUAAGCUGAGAUACAAUGAUUUGAAGUUUGCAGACUGGAAACAAAAAGAUGUCAUUGUUCCCAGUAACUGGAUUGAUCAUGAAGCAACAGAAGAGGAGCAUGCAGCAGCUACCAAAAUUCAGGCUUGCUUCAAAGGCUACUGGCGGUACAAGCUUUGGAAAGCAGUCACUCAUGGGAGUCCUGAACAUAAGAAAGCAUUUGAAACAAUGGAGCGUUCAUUUGAAAUAAUCACUCAAGAAAGUGAGACGGUAGCUCUGAAAUUGUUUUCAAUCAUGUUUAGAAAAGAUCCUCAGCUCCUCACAAAGUUUCCCUUCAAAGAUGACGAGUGGUCAAGAGCUUGCUUUAAGGAUCACACGGGUCAUUAUAAGGAGCAACCACCCAACUCCAUGUUUUUAAUGUUCAGGGAAACAUUUUAUGUGGAAGACCAUGCUGUUCUCAUUGUUCCUCAUUUGUACACAUCAGUUUCUACUUGUUCUCUUCGUGUCUUCAACAACGACACGGGAGAGGAAAUACCAAGAGUGUUUCAACGCGUUUCACCUCACAUCUACUUGCCUAACAGACAUGGUUACACUUUUGUUGCUGAAGGACGAUCAGGAGAUGAGCCAAUAGCAGAAGGGAAGUGCAGGCUACGGUUGAUUGGAUCAGAAGAAUCACUUCUCAUUCCCAAAAGCAAAGGAACAGUCAACUGUGAGUUCUAUACAAAGCUAUUGAAAGAGUAUUAUCUACCAAACAAGCAAUACCAAUUUUUCAGGCUUGCUGUGAAGGUGACUGAAGACAUGGUUGUUACUGUCCAACUAGAAACAUCCAAAGAGUCAGCAUACAUUAGACUACAGAUACUAGAUACUAUUGAUGGUGAGGAACAAGAAGUGAAAUCUGUAUGUGGGAAAGGCUAUGCCAUUAUUCCGGCCUUCACAUUUCUAAAGGAUGGUAUCCACUCAGAAUCUCAAUCUCCAGUUAAUUAUGUUCCAGAAGAUGAUGAUCUGUUUGAUGUUCCAACACUUGGGAGAGACAGCAUUAUGACAUCAAGGCCACCCAGCAGGAAGCAGUCUGUAGAUCUCUGUCGGUCAAGUAGAGCAUCUGUCAGACAAGAUAGUUCUUCACGUAUAUUGGAACAACAAAGCAAACCUUCUCAAGAUACAGCUGACAAUGAAAAUACGGCACAGAAGGAAGGAGGUGAUAUGGAGAGCGACGGCAAAGAGGAUCGUGAAAAUGCAACCGAAGGAGGAUUUAUGGUCCACAAGUACAUACUCUGUGGCACUGUUGAGCGUAACAGCUGGCCAGAAAGUGAGAGCGCAUGGGAUUUUGUAAGUGUACAGAAAGCAGCAGAGAAGCAAGACUUAGAAAAUUCUCGUCCAGGUAGCUCAGCUGACAGAAGCCACUCAGCAAUUGGAAAGAAAAGCAAAUUAGACAAAAAAGGGAUGUCAAAAGUCAAAGGAUCUUCCCAGCAAGCAGCUAAAUCUGUGGCACAAUUUGAUACCAGUGUACCACAUUGGACAGUAAAAAUAGUGACACUGGAGAAAGACCAGGCAAAUAUAGAGGUGAAGAAAGAUACCGAGAGAGAAGAUGAGAUUAAAGCCAUAAAACAAUCUUGGGAGGCAGCCGAGCCUGGAAGGGCUGUUAAGGCUGCGACUGCUAGACAGAAGUUUUUAAACAGGCGAAUGUCUCAAUCAAGGAAGAGUCAAAUUCCUGAUUGGCCUGUUCCAGAGAAACUGCAGGAAGAAGGAGAAGACGAAGAAGGUUCGGUGGCUAUUAAUAUGUCGGCAAGUCGUUUUCAAGUUGACACCAGUCGUCCAAACUCUGGCAUGUUACAGCAAUAUAGCAGAUCAUCUUUUUCUUCUGACCAUUCACCUUUGAUUAAUAAACUAAGUAUGGAGGAAGAUAUUUCACCAUUUAAGACUCGAAAGCCCAUCUGUCAGUAUGAUUACUCAGCAUUUAGUACGGGGCCGUGUGCAAAACCAAGGCAGCUGGAUGAUGCAGAGCUAAAGAGGAGAGAAGCUAAGAGGAAAGAGGAAAUGGAGGAGUACAAAUUAUACAGAGAAUCGGUGUUGCAGAUAAGAGAACACGACAGAGAGGAAAGAAAAAGAUUGAAGACCGUCCAUUUGGAUGUAGCAGAGAAAAUGCAGGUCGAGAUGGACGAACUUCGAAGUCGAUUCAAUAAUCUUCGUGAAGUAUGUCGUAAAAAACACUUGGAGGAAGAACAAAGCAAAGUCGAUGCUGCCAUGGCAUCCUCACCUACAAUUGCAGAGAUGGAAGAGGCACAGCAGAAACUGAAAUCACCAAGUCGAAAGGGCAAGAAAAAGUGACGUAACAGACAUUGACCAUUGUAAUGGAAUAGUGACACAACAAAGUCUUUUGAUUUUGUAUUGUAUGCAUUGUCAGCUAUAUCCACAUUGACAGUCUAUCCCAUGCAUUCUGUAUUGGGUAUAGAGGCUUAAUGCCCCAUGUUUGCAUGGUACCAGGUGCUCAUACAUGUAUAUGACGUUUGACACUGUUCUCAAACAUAUAUUUUUGAGGCAGAAGUAUGCAGAAAGAAUUAAGGUCUCUGUGCUCUGUUUACAUUGAGCAAUAU
Messenger RNA from Corticium candelabrum, 4993 nucleotides. RefSeq names its product androglobin-like. The transcript has 32 exons. Gene Ontology annotation, molecular function: calcium-dependent cysteine-type endopeptidase activity; heme binding; oxygen binding. Bases 30 to 4727 code for a protein of 1565 amino acids. The record is from RefSeq and is a predicted model, not a curated record. Lineage: Eukaryota; Metazoa; Porifera; Homoscleromorpha; Homosclerophorida; Plakinidae. Gene Ontology annotation, biological process: proteolysis.